This is a messenger RNA of Seminavis robusta, 342 nucleotides long. The record is from the annotation of a GenBank genome assembly. NCBI's taxonomy places the organism in Eukaryota, Bacillariophyta, Bacillariophyceae, Naviculales, Naviculaceae.
ACAUGUAGUACUGGUAUGAAGGUCGUCAAGAAAGAAGAGUGCUUGGAAGAGGGUGAUUUUUCCAGCCGUCAAUUCAACAAUGACGCAAGUGGAGAUGGUAUGCACACUGGAAAUGGUGGUACACGUGAUUUGUACACGGAACUGGAAGUGGCCAAGAAAGAAGAUCGUUGGGUCUUUUGGUUGCGGAUCUUGACAACCUUGGUGUUGCUGGCUGUUGCCGUGACUGUGUGUGUGGUGGUCUAUUUGGAAGGCAGGAAGAGCGAAACCAAGUCUUUUGAGCAGGACUUCUCUGACUUGGGAGAAAAGAUGGUUCAAAGCUUUGAAGCCAAGGUUGAACAGUAA